This is a messenger RNA of Paramuricea clavata, 849 nucleotides long. NCBI's taxonomy places the organism in Eukaryota, Metazoa, Cnidaria, Anthozoa, Malacalcyonacea, Plexauridae. The record is from the annotation of a GenBank genome assembly.
AUGGCAAUGUGUGAAUUCGCGAAACCCUGGUACCGCAGUGAUGUGAUAUUACGAGCUGAAGAUCGGAAAUUUCAUGUCCAUAAAAACACACUUGGCUUAUGGUCUCCGGUUUUUGAUAGUUUGAUUAAAGCGCGGAAAACAGCGAAUGAAAUCAUCGAAUUACCAAAGAAGAAAGCAAAAGAAAUUUACGAACUGUUACUGGUAAUCUACAAUCUUCAAACUGUCAAUUCUCAGAACAUUAUAUCUUUCUUAAAACUGGCCAAAGAGUUUGAAAUUGAGAAAGUUCUCUACUUGUGUAGUUCAUUUUUACUUGAGAUCGAGAAACCAGACCUGAAGUGCAUCAAUUUCCUUCUCUUGGCUGAGCGCUAUGGUUUGGAAGACGUGAAACAACAAUGUUUUGAAAUAGCUGCCUCGUUUUCUCUCAGUCAUCUUAAAACUUCAGAGAAAUUUGAAGAACUUAGCAUGGAAAGUAAAUUUCACAUUACGGAGAUUAUGCUAAUGCAGGAGCAAGCAUUUGUUGAAGAUUUAAAGAAAAAGUCAUUUAAAUUGUUACAAACUGUUUACUUAACCGGUCAUGAAAAGUUUGUAACAGAUAUGCAACCGACUGUCCGUCGGCCCUUCGUGUACAGCUGUCGUAAGAGACCCGCGCAUUCUGCGCUGAAAGAGAACGGGCGUGUUUUACCACGCGUGUAUGACUUAGAGUGUUCUGUUUGCCGCGCAACUACGGAGAAUUGGGCACGAAGAAAGGAACAACAUUACCCAAUGAAUAAAGAAUUGUAUGAUGCAACGCUUAUGAAAGAAAUGUUUACUUUGUGUCAUGGGCAGAAGGACAAUAAAAUGACAUCCUAA